This is a messenger RNA of Paramacrobiotus metropolitanus, 2358 nucleotides long. RefSeq lists its product as uncharacterized. The record is from RefSeq and is a predicted model, not a curated record. Lineage: Eukaryota; Metazoa; Tardigrada; Eutardigrada; Parachela; Macrobiotidae. The transcript has 5 exons. Bases 679 to 1842 code for a protein of 387 amino acids.
AGGAGAUCUAUAGAUGCAUCUUUUUAUUCAUAUAGUAUUGUUGGUAGUUAUCGGAAGCGUGGCCAGAUAGCAUUUCAGAGGAACUGAAAUUCAAAUUUCAUUUCAAAAGAGUAGGCCUGCACAACCCAGCCUAUGACAGCGUCUACAUGAAACUUCACAGUACCCCCUGGCCGCCGCUCUUAUGGUAAUACGAUCCGGCUUGUGACACUCAACAUGCAGAAUGUAUCUCUGUCUUUCGGAGUGUUCUGCGUGCUGCUCAUAGCACAUGCUUUUGCCGUACGAUUCCAGCGGCAGUCGGACGAUUACCGUCCCAUUAUUCAGUUGUUCCAAUGGUCGUGGAAAGAUGUCGCUCGCUUGUGUUCCGAGCAUCUGCAAAGUGUAUCCGGAAUGGUGGUUUUGCAGGUCAGCACACCACAGCCGCACCGCAUUAUCGACUAGCCGCUGCGGGAUCGCAGGGUGAAGCGGCCCUGGUGGGAGCGCUACCAACCGACCGGUCUCUAUAUUGGCCGAACCCGGUCGGGCUCAGCCGAGGAAUUCCGCGAAACGACUGCAACAUGCAAUCGCUCCGGCAUUUCCAUCUACGCCGAAGUCGUCCUUAAUCAUCUGGUCGCAGUGGAUGCCGGACUGGGGCGGGAUAGUAACAGGGUGUGGUAUUUCGUCAAUGAAGAGCAGCGAUCAAUGAAAGUGAAUGGGAAUAAACUAGUUCGUACCCUGAUCACCAGCAGCGAAGUCUGCUCAUCCACCCAGGAUGGCAAUACUGCCGCCGAAUGCCAUCCUACCACGCCGUACACCUUUUCUGAUGCGCCGGUACUUAAACUAGACUUGACGAAGGACGAAGUGAAGCAGCAGAUAGCGGACUUCAUUGUCAGCUUGGGACAGUACGGAGUUGUUGGGAUAUCGGUGAUGUCCGCCAGUUUAUCUAACAUUGAUCAGUUACGAGCGGCCAUUGAAGAGAAAUCGUCUUCAAGCAACAGUUCUCUCAUGGAGAACAUGUUUGUUUAUUUUGAGAUCCGCAGCGAAGCAGCAGAACCAGAUUUCAGUACGCCAGAGCCUGACCUGACCUAUUUCAGUCCGCGAUUGGCCGCUCAUACCCGCUCGAUUCUGUCCAACGGUUACGACAAUGAAGCCGGGUUCAGCUUUGGCAACUCCACCCUGGGAGUUUUGAACAUGACGUUCUUAUUUAGGAGUUAUCUUUUCUACGAAACGCGCCUGACAUUUGGUCAGUUUAAAAUUCUCGCCUACGAACACCACGAGGUUACCCACAGCGACCGUUACACCGCAUGGGGUUAUCCGGUGUUCGAGGCGAUGGACCGAGCCGACGAAGUUACUGCCACACUGCUGCUGCUCUUAACGACUCCUCACUUAGGUAUCCCUAGAAUCAUAUGGGAUUACUCGACAACGGAUGCCACAGCGCACUGGCAAGGACCACCGACAUACGGGAAUCGAUCGGCAGUGUCGGUAUUUGAUUCUCCCCCUUCGGAUGCCGCUGCUCAAUGGGAUCACUACUUUCCUGGGGGGUGGAAUGAGUGGAUUAUCCCAGUUUUGAGAUUUCGUGCUGAAGCUCUAACAAAUUUCACAAAUCCAUUUGGCUUUUCCCACUACGGUUGGCUGGCUGAAGGACAAUCACCUGGUGCAACACCAUUAGUCGCGUUUACGAUGACCUUCGACCAGUACCGCAAGCCGUAUGGGUCCACGGAUGAAGCCGAUCUCAUAGAACAGUGCAACGUGGCAGUUCUCUUGGUGCCGGUCAAAGACCAGUCGCCUUUUCCAAACCCCCGGUCAAUACACAGCGGAGUGGAAUAUGUGAUAGGCUGGGAAGUCCCUUCGAUUUACACUUAUUGAACACGACAGUGAGCGAUCACUUCAGUGCCUAACAUGCCAUCAGUACCCUAUGACACUUAUACAGUCACAUUAAAAUUGACGUCGCGGAACACGGACAGGUGGCCAUUUUUGCUGUUUUCUGCUCCUGCAACUGGUCGAAUAGCUUGUUAUUAAGAAUCCUAAUGAUUAUACGUACAUAAUUGCGUAGUCGUCUUUGUGCACACGUGGUCAAGAGGAACACCGCAAAAAAAUCACGGAAAUCUUCGGAGCAAAGAAUGACGAUGAGUUGUGGCGGGUGCAGGAAGUGUCCCAGUUGGAUGUGCAUCAACUUACCAGUGUGGCUGGGAGCCCGGGAUGGCUCUGAACCACGGCAACGCUCUUCUUGCCUCUACUCUUAGUACUGUGAAUAUGUGUUUGCGGCUCUCACCCAUGGUCAGAUACCGAUUUUUCACAUGCAUUUAGUUUUCUUGUUAUAACGGAUGCGGUUUUUAACGACUGUAUACUGCUUCCUAGUUCUUUCGAGAUAUUAAAACAAUA